Molecule: messenger RNA, 2390 nt
Organism: Lepidothrix coronata (blue-crowned manakin)
Lineage: Eukaryota; Metazoa; Chordata; Aves; Passeriformes; Pipridae
Gene: CDK19
Product: cyclin dependent kinase 19
Exons: 13
Coding region: 268-1776 (502 amino acids)
Biological process (GO): protein phosphorylation
Cellular component (GO): nucleus; cytosol; mediator complex
Molecular function (GO): RNA polymerase II CTD heptapeptide repeat kinase activity; cyclin-dependent protein serine/threonine kinase activity; ATP binding
Source: RefSeq, a predicted model, not a curated record
CCGCACUACGACUCCCGGCAGACUUCGCGCCGCGCCGCGAGGAGCCCAGUUGAAGCGGGUGGCGGCGGCGGAGCGCGCCCCCUCCCCCCCCCCGCCGAAAAGCCCCAAACCAAAACAAAAACAAACCGCCCCCUGUCCCCCCCCCGCCCGCCGCCCCCACCGAACCUCGGACAUGGCGGCGCCGGGAGGGGGCUUCGCCAGCCGCGGGUGCUGAUCGGGCCGCCGCGUCCCCCUGCCCGCCCGUCCCUCCCCGCCCAUGGGCGAGACAUGGACUACGAGUUCAAGUCGAAGCUGGCGGCCGAGCGCGAGCGGGUGGAGGACCUGUUCGAGUACGAGGGAUGCAAGGUGGGCAGAGGCACCUACGGGCACGUCUACAAGGCCCGCCGCAAGGACGGAAAAGAUGAAAAGGAGUAUGCACUGAAGCAAAUUGAAGGUACAGGGAUUUCCAUGUCGGCCUGUAGAGAGAUUGCACUUUUACGAGAGUUGAAGCACCCAAACGUGAUUGCGUUGCAGAAAGUUUUCCUUUCUCACAGUGACAGAAAGGUUUGGCUGCUGUUUGAUUAUGCUGAGCAUGAUUUGUGGCAUAUUAUCAAGUUUCACCGUGCCUCAAAAGCAAAUAAAAAGCCCAUGCAAUUGCCAAGAUCUAUGGUUAAAUCCCUACUCUACCAGAUCCUCGAUGGAAUCCAUUACCUCCAUGCAAACUGGGUGCUUCACAGGGAUCUGAAACCAGCAAACAUUCUGGUAAUGGGUGAAGGCCCUGAAAGAGGAAGAGUUAAAAUAGCUGAUAUGGGUUUUGCAAGAUUGUUUAACUCGCCUUUGAAGCCAUUGGCAGACUUGGAUCCAGUUGUGGUGACAUUCUGGUACAGAGCUCCAGAGCUGUUACUUGGAGCCAGACAUUACACAAAAGCCAUUGAUAUUUGGGCAAUUGGCUGCAUAUUUGCUGAACUGUUGACUUCAGAACCUAUAUUUCACUGUCGUCAGGAGGACAUCAAAACAAGUAAUCCUUUUCAUCACGAUCAGCUAGACCGCAUUUUCAGUGUAAUGGGAUUCCCUGCAGAUAAAGACUGGGAAGACAUAAGAAAGAUGCCAGAAUAUCCAACUCUUCAGAAAGAUUUUAGGAGAACAACAUAUGCCAAUAGUAGCCUCAUAAAAUACAUGGAGAAACACAAAGUCAAGCCUGACAGCAAAGUUUUUCUUUUGCUUCAGAAGCUUCUUACUAUGGACCCUACAAAGAGAAUUACCUCAGAGCAGGCUUUGCAGGACCCUUACUUUCAAGAGGAUCCUCUGCCUACAUCAGAUGUGUUUGCUGGCUGUCAGAUUCCAUAUCCUAAAAGAGAAUUCCUCAAUGAAGAUGAACCUGAAGAGAAAGGGGAUAAGAAUCAACAGCAGCAGAAUCAGCAUCAGCAGCAGACAGCACCUCAGCAGCAGCCGCAGGCAGCACCGCAGCAGCCGCAGCCGCAGCAGCAGAACAGCACCCAGACCAACGGGACGGCCGGAGGCGCUGGCGCGGGCGGAGGGGGUGCAGGUGCGGGGCUCCAGCACAGCCAGGACUCCAGCCUCAACCAGGUGCCUCCGAACAAGAAACCACGCAUAGGGCCUUCAGGCGCUAACUCAGGCGGGCCUGUCAUGCCUUCAGAUUAUCAGCACUCCAGCUCACGCCUGAGUUACCAAAGCAACAUUCAGGGAUCUUCUCAGUCCCAGAGUACAAUGGGCUAUUCCACAUCAUCUCAGCAGAGCUCUCAGUAUCACCAAUCUCAUCAGUCUCACAGGUACUGAGAGGCCUGACAGGCUGCACUCGGAAAGGAAUGGACUAAAAGCCAGAAGACUCCAGCAAUAUGAAGUUCAUAAUGAUGAGAAGACCAAAAAUACAAACUAUAAUGCAGAAUUAAAGUUCAUGAUGACAAAAGGAAAACUUCACUCACUGAAGACUUCCCCCGCCCCAUCCCUUUAUUGCCAUAAAGGAGAUUCUUGUGAAGUUUUCCUUCCUCCCUGCCCUUGCAUGUGCUCCAUUGUGGUUACUCUAAUGAACCCUUCUGAUCUGAACCCAGCACUUAAUUUCUUUAACCUUUGGAAUUUUGAAGGAUUCCUGGUGCACCUUCCUUAUGCUGUAGUGAUUGCCAUAAAUCUGUCUUUUCAAUCUCUUUAAUGGGAUUUUAAAGUUUGAAAAUCUUGAACUCCCAGGCUUUCAAGCUUGUAUAUAGUUAGUUUUAUACUAGGCAAACCAGUUUAGCUAUACAGGUAUAUUGCACCUUUUUAAAGCACUAUGUUAUUUUCACAGGAUAUUACUGUUUUGCUCAUGGAUGUCAAGAACAGCAAAAUUUUACUGUUCCAGAGUAUUUUACUAUUCUGUUUUUAUUAGUCUAGUUUUCAGGCAAAGUUAAAAAUAAAAA